AUGGAAACCAAGUUGUCUCAAGCUAGAGCCACUAAGGUGGCUAGGAAGGCUCGGUAUGAUUGUUGUAUAGCAGUAGGUGCAGUGGGAAGGAGUGGUGGGCUGACGCUUAUGUGGAAGCAAGAAGUGCAGGUGGAGUUAGUUAAUUAUUCCCAAAGACACAUUAAUGUGUUUAUGAAGAGUGAAGAGGAUAACUUAAGCUGGCUAUUGACAUGCUUUUAUGGGCACCCCGAAACAAAUAGAAGGAAGGAAGCAUGGCAAUUGUUGCAGUCCUUUAAUCCUAGGAAUAUGGGGUGGGGAUUAAUAGGUGACUUUAAUGAAAUUUUGUCCCAUGAUGAAAAAGUAGGAGGAAGGGUUAGAGCAGAAAAUCAUAUGAGAUCAUUCAAAGAGGUGGUUGAGAAUUGUAGUUUGUUUGAUCUAGGGUGGAGGGGGGCCAAGUAUACAUGGUGUAACAGACAUGAGAGUGAAACUUUCACUAAGGAGAGACUAGAUCGAGGUAUGGCAAACAAAAGAUGGAUGGAGAUGUUUCCAGAUGCUAGAGUCAGUACAAUGGUGGCAUUAUGUUCAGAUCAUAGACCAAUUCUUCUUGAGGGUACUAAUGGUAGGGGGCAGGGGACCCAUUUUCAUUAUCAUUUUAAAUAUGAGAUGAAUUGGACGAAAGAGGAUGGCUGCAAAGACACAGUAGCUGAGGUUUGGCAAAGAGAAGUUCAUCAUCUAAGGCAAACCAGCAGGCUGCAAAAAAAAUUAGAGAUAUGCAGCAGGAAGCUUCAGAAGUGGAGCAGGGACCUGAGAAGGAACAGACUAGCAGCUAUAAAACAGAAAACAGCUGAAAUCAAACAGUUGCAAGAGGAAGAAAGAGCGGAUAAUAUGAAUGACCUCAAGAGACUACAAUCUGAGGUGUACCAAUCUGCUAACCCAUCUGAAAGAGCCAUACAGCAGUGCCUAAAUGGUGUAAGACACAGAAUCUCUUGGCACAAGAGGGAGCAAAUGGAUAGAGAGUUUACAUCAGAAGAGGUUGUGGCUGCACUUAAACAAAUGUCUCCAUUCAAAUCACCAGGGCUAGACGGGUUCAGUGCAGGAUUCUUCCAAGAUCAUUGGGAUCUAGUGGGCUCUGAUGUGGUGCAGGCAGUACUUAACUUCUUCAGAACUAAUGAGAUGCCAACAGGUCUAAAUCAUACCCUCAUAGCUCUAAUUCCCAAGACAAGUGCCCCUAGAUCAGUAAAUGAAUACAGACCCAUCAGUUUGUGCAAUGUGUGGUACAAACUAAUUUCGAAAGUUUUGGAAAACAGGUUGAAAUCUGUGCUGCAAGAUGUCAUAUCUUGGAACCAGAGUGCAUUUCUACUAGGUAGGCUAAUCACUGACAACAUAAUGGUUGCUUAUGAGGUCCUGCACACUAUGCAAGCUAGGCAAAAAGGAAGAGAAGGCAGCAUGGCUAUCAAGUUGGAUAUGUCAAAGGCAUAUGAUAGAGUGGGGUGGGGUUUUCUACAAACAAUGCUAUCUAAGAUAGGUUUCAGUGACAAGUGGAGGAAGUUGAUUAUGGUAGUGAAUGCGACCCCUGGAGAUAUCUUUCGACCUACAAGAGGACUAAGAUCCAAGAUAGAGGAAUGGACAGUUUUAGUUCACUUGCUAAAAGUCUAUGAGGAAGCAUCUGGACAGACCUUGAACAGACAGAAAACUUCCAUUCUAUUCAGCUCAAAUACUAGGACCGAGGCAAAAGAGUGCAUUGUCCAACAUGCUGAAGGUGUAGUGUGUGGGAAUUACAACAAGUAUCUAGGAUUGCCCACCACGGUAGGAAAAUCCAAGUAUAACACAUUCAGAGGCCUGAAAGAAAAGAUAUGGAAAAGGAUUAAUAGCUGGAAGAAUUCUUUUCUGUCUUCUGCAGGAAAGGAAGUCAUGAUCAAAAGUGUCUUGCAAGCCAUACCAGCAUACACAAUGAGUGUAUUCAAGAUGCCGAGUAUGCUUCUCAAAGAAAUUGAAUCUAUGAUUGCCAAAUUCUGGUGGAAUCACAGAAAGGAAGGUAGGGACAUUCAUUGGAAGAGCUGGAACAAACUUGGAGCAGCAAAGGGCAAGGGGGGGCUAGGAUUUCGAGACCUUAACUGCUUUAAUAGAGCUCUCUUAGCCAAGCAAGGUUGGAGAAUUAUACAAGAACCUGCUUCAUUGGUGGCUCAAGUAUUCAAAGAAAAAUACUUCAAGUCAGGCAACCUGAUGGAGCCACGAGUAGGCUACUGUCCAUCUCAAAUAUGGAGGAGCUUAAUGUCAGUAAUGGAUCUGGUAAAGACAGGGUUAGUGUGGAGAGUUGGUAAUGGAAGGAGCAUUAGAGUAUGGAAAGACAAGUGGAUGCCAAUACCUUCUACAUUUCAGAUUCAAACACCAAACAAGAUACUGGACUGUAAUACAACUGUUAGUGAGCUUAUUGAUGGUGAAAACAAAACCUGGAAGCAAGAACUAGUGCAAGCAAUCUUCAGUCAAGAGGAAGCCAAGAGUAUUUGUAGUAUUUCUAUUAGUGUAAAAGGGAUGGGUGACAAAAUAAUAUGGGGACUGUCAAAGAAAGGGAUAUUUACAGUAAAGAGUGCUUAUUAUGCAGAUUUGGAGAUUAAGAAUCAAAAGACAGGAGAAACAUCCAGUAGAGAUCAAAGUGAAAGGCUGUGGGGGAGGCUGUGGAGAUUAACAAACUUAGGUAAGACAAGAAGAAACAGACAUCAUGUACUUUGGGAUUGCCCUACAGCAGUAGAUGUAUGGGGUGAGGAUUGCAGUCCAGUCAGAAAGUGGGGAAGAAACUAUGUUGAUUUCACGACACUGUGGUCUGAGUUUCAGUCUAAGUUAGAGGAAGGAAAGCUCCACAUAGUAGCUGAGGUGCUGUACGGCCUGUGGAGGAGAAGAAAUGAUAUGGUUUUUGAAGGAAAAUUCAAGGGGCCCUGUGCAUUGAUCCAGCAGGCAGUGCAAGAUGCAAAGGUAGUCACAUUGGCUCAAGAAAAACCAAGAGAGAAUCAGACUAGGCCAGUAGAGGUAAUAAGAACCGUGUGGAAACCCCCAAGCCAUGACUAUCUGAAGGUGAAUGUGAAUGCAGCAGUGGAUUCCAAGAGAGGAAAGGUGGGAAUUGGUGUUGUAGUGAGGGACUUUAGAGGAGAGGUGCAGUUGGAGGGUGAUGCAAAAAUGGUAGUGGAAGCAAUCAACUCCAGAUCAUACAACUCCUCAUGGGAUGGGCAGGUGAUAGAGGACAUCAAGGCUGUGGUGCAUGCCCAACCAGGGUGGUCUGUGGUUUUUGUAAGGAGAGAGGGCAACAGAGCAGCACAUGCAAAUGCCAAAUUAGCUCUCUCCUUAAGUACCGAGUGUGUGUGGAUAGAGGAGGUACCAUGUGAGGUCCUUCCAGCUAUUGUAUCGGACUUGCCUAGCUAUGUAUUGACAGUUUAA
Carya illinoinensis is the source of this 3408-nucleotide messenger RNA. RefSeq lists its product as uncharacterized. Lineage: Eukaryota; Viridiplantae; Streptophyta; Magnoliopsida; Fagales; Juglandaceae. The coding region runs from base 1 to 3408 and encodes 1135 amino acids. Gene Ontology annotation, molecular function: RNA-DNA hybrid ribonuclease activity; nucleic acid binding. The record is from RefSeq and is a predicted model, not a curated record. The transcript is spliced from 5 exons.